This is a messenger RNA of Eublepharis macularius, 2706 nucleotides long. RefSeq lists its product as uncharacterized. The record is from RefSeq and is a predicted model, not a curated record. The coding region runs from base 39 to 1952 and encodes 637 amino acids. The transcript is spliced from 2 exons. NCBI's taxonomy places the organism in Eukaryota, Metazoa, Chordata, Lepidosauria, Squamata, Eublepharidae.
GUGAGUGGGAUAAAUUGUGGAGAAUCACCACAGGAGCUAUGGGAACACCUCGAAGGACGGGAUACAUUCCUAUUUUUACACUUACGGGGUUUAAUGGAACUCAGAUGGCUGAGAAAUGGCAAAAUCUCAACAGUACGUUAUUGACUCCAUCCGGUAGAGAAUUUAUUAUAAAUGGAACUUGCCAACAGACGAUGUGGAAGUUAGAUACUACUGAGAUUGGCGAAUGGGGUCCGCCGCAAUGGGAUGUACAACUAGAUGGCAGCCAAUGUAACCGUCAACAGCCGUUCAUAACAUUUCGAUAUCAGUGCCAUCGACAAUUUUCAUCCGUUCCUGCAGAAGCUGGUAUUUAUCGAUUGCAACAACCAGGAAAAGUUCUUCAAUUUGAAGUAUUAGCAGGGGAAAAUGAUUUGCUAAAACCACGGAAACAUCCUUUGAUUGGUCCACAUGUCGUGAAAAAGGACCAUAAGAUGAGAGCAAUGCUAACUCCGGUUCGUUCUUUGAAGGAAAUCAGAUUGGAUCUGACAGGAUUAAACAUAUCUCAAGCAGUUCCAGAAUGUGCUCCAUAUGUUACAACAAGCCAUGAAGGAUGGAAAAACUGGAUAGAUUUAUGGUAUACAGCUCAGCUGGCAAAGACUCGUUUCGCCAGAGGACUGGACACAAUAUUGGGAGCAUCAGGUUUAGCAGCUGGAGCAUUGGACGCAAUGGACAUAGAAGUGCUAGCUAACAAGAUUAGUUACACUACUGCAGAUAUAAAGAAAAUGGGAACUCCAAUUGCUUCAUCAUUGGUUAAGUUAGGCAUAGGACAGAAGAUGAUAGCUAGUAUUUUACCCUUUUGGCAACAGGUAGAACAGAAAGAUGAGGAAGCUGUGGUGCAAGGACUCGCAUCAUUACAGAUAAGUAGUGCGCUGGCUUUGGCCUGCACUCAGGCACAAGAUCUCGCUCAAAUGGUAGUUAUGCAAAUCAUUCGAGAAGGGUUAUUGGGGAAUUUGCCCAUAGAAAUCAGAUCUUUGCUUUGGAAUAAUGUAACCCAAGGAGAACGGGAUUUGGUUGAUUGGUGGAAGUUAGUGAAUUUUACAUAUGAUCCUCUUCAAUCUAAAGUCAAAGCAUUUGUGCUCACUGUAUAUCAAACUGAUUACUAUGAUGUAUACCCUAUUGUACCUUUAGGACUUCAGAUGGCAGAAGGUUUGGUAAUGUAUGCUACAGACCAUCACUCUUGGGCCUAUAUGAAACAAGGUAAAUGGGAAACUUUAAACAUGGAAGGAUGUGUGUAUUAUGAUAACUUAGGCUUCAUUUGUGAAGAUUAUAAUUUUCAGCAGAGAGAUGAAUGUUUUCAUGAGAACCUGAAUGGAUCACAACGUUGUACUUUUGAAAUUAUGUCUGAAUGGGGAUCUUCUGUAGUAUAUGUUGGUUCUGGAUGCAUUUGUGUGAGAACACACUGUCCUCUAAUCCAUGUGGAUGAAUUUCAGUUAUUUUAUGUAUCACCACAGAUAAGUCGCUGUUAUUGCCACGUAACGCAAAUCAGAGGAUGUAAUUUUCAUUAUCAUGUUCCUCAAUGGACAGCUCAAUUAAUGCAGCAGCAUCCACACUUGUACACAAACAUACAACCUGUAACACUAGGAAUGGAUUUGGAAGUUUUAAGAAAGCUAGUCCAACAUCCUGAGUUACAGAAACACCUACAGACAGUUAAGCAGACAGGAGAUUCAAUAGCAAUGGAAGUUCAACAUGAUGGGUCUCGAAUCUUGAAAGUGGCAGAAAGGAUAGCCACCAUAGGAGGAGAAUCUUUGUGGUCCUCCAUUUUCUUUGAUGUCCUCAGUCCAACCGCAGCAAGCUUUUUAAGGUUCGUGACACACCCUAUUAUCGUUUUGCUUCUUUGUCAAAUAUUCUUGUUCCUUUUCCUGUUAGUGAUUGUCAUUUGGAUUAAGCAUAAGCUGAAACAAUUACAAGGAUUUUGAUAUGGGCUAGAGUUUUCAUUGUCGGGGAGCAGCAUACAAAACCCCUGUGCCUAGAUAACGCAGCCUGACGGCUCAGGUUGGUCUGUUUGUGGUGUGAUUGUGAAUUUGGAAGCCUACGUCUUCCUUAUCAUUCCCAAUCAAGAGGGGGAGAUGUUGUAUUCCUGUAUGAGUGAAACCGGCCUAUUUUCUGAGAUCCUGGAAUCCAUUUUAAGUAUGGAAAGCAUCAGACUAUUUUACUUGACAUACAGCUAUGCUCAUUUGGACGAAUUCCAAUAUGACAUAUUCUGAACGAGAAAGGACGAAGUGUUUGCUUUUGCUGUUUGCAUUAGCCAGUGUACAGAAGCAAAAAUCGAUAGCAGGUCAGUAUCUUGUCAGUCGGCCAGAACCUGAUCACGCUCAGUGUCACAGAAACCUAGCAGAAAAGGAGGGGCUGACAGACCAAAAACUCAGAGGUUUGCUUUAAACGGAUAACUUUUCUCUCUUUUAAGAUUCAAAGACGUUAAAACACAGUAAUUCAUACAUCUAUUCUUAUGUCCAAAGAAGGAAGACACUAUGCACACACUAACAAUCAUGGGAACACAAUUAAAGAAAGGAACAUGAGGAAAAUCCACAGCAAGAGAGAUUCAUUUAAAGAGCUUUUGGUUUUAGGAAAAGAAUCACUGACUGACCGAUUUCAGACUCAGCUCAAACCAUUCAGAGACACUUAGAGACACUGUCUUGACUGUAACAUCACGCUGACACUAAUUACAUGAUU